Molecule: messenger RNA, 1839 nt
Organism: Nerophis lumbriciformis (worm pipefish)
Lineage: Eukaryota; Metazoa; Chordata; Actinopteri; Syngnathiformes; Syngnathidae
Source: RefSeq, a predicted model, not a curated record
AUGGCCGCCGAAGAUCUCCCGUCCGAGUUCGACGUCGUCAUCGUGGGCACAGGUCUGACAGAGUCUGUGGUGGCGGCCGCUUGUUCUCGAGCGGGACAACGUGUUCUUCACCUGGACACGAGGAGUUACUACGCGUCCGGAUGGGCAAGUUUCACCUUUAACGCUUUGGUGUCGUGGAUCGACGAACGACAGUCCCAGGAGGAGCGGUCGCCCGACGACCGGGCGCGGAAUCGGGCGGGUCUGUUGCGGGAAGGGGAGGAGCCCAUCCCUCUGCGUGACGCGGACGCCACCUCUGUCAGGAACUUGCGAGUUUUCUGUUUUGCCAGCCAAGACGAGGAGGAGGAGGAGGAGGAGGAACUUCAACAAGAAGAAAAACCGUGCGCAGAGUCAACGGAACCAACGGCCCACGUGCGGCAAAUCGAAGAAGAAUCACCCGCAGAGUCACCGGAGCCGUCGGCGGACGACGGCCCCCGAGAAGAUGAGCGCGCGCCGGCCGACGGCCACGCGACCGAAAGCGCCGACGGAUCGGAAGUCGGCGGGAAGAAGCCGAACGGCGCGCUUUCGGGCCGCGCGACGGAAGGCGGCGACGGAUCGGAACUCGGCGGGAAGAAGCUGACCUACGCUUACCUGCUCAAAGAAGGACGCAGGUUCAACAUAGACCUGACGUCCAAGUUGAUGUACGCUCGCGGCUCAUUGGUGGACCUGCUCAUCAAAUCUAACGUCAGUCGCUACGCCGAGUUCAAGAACGUCACCAGGAUCCUCACUUAUCGGGACGGCGCGGUGGAGCAGGUGCCGUGCAGCCGGGCCGACGUCUUCGCCAGUCGCCGGCUGUCCGUGGUGGAGAAGAGGAAGUUGAUGCGUUUCCUGACUUCCUGUCUGGAAGAAAAGGAGGAGGAACCGAAAGCCGACGUCGGUCGGACCUAUUCGGAGUACCUGCGCGAGCGGCAGCUGGGCGACAACCUGCGGCACUUUCUGCUGCACUCCAUCGCCAUGGCGACGGAGGACACGCCCGCCCCGGUCGGCCUGGCUUCCACGCGCCGCUUCCUGCGCUGCCUGGGUCGCUACGGCAACACCCCUUUCCUCUUUCCCGUCUACGGCCUGGGCGAGAUCCCGCAGUGCUUCUGCCGGAUGUGCGCCGUUUUCGGGGGCGUCUACUGCCUGAGGCAUCCCGUCGACUGCCUGCUGCUUGACAAGAGCGCCGACAGAUGCACGGCGCUGAUCGACGGGCGGGGACGGCGAAUUGCCGGCGGUCAUUUCGUGCUGGAGGACGGCUUUCUUCCCGAGCGGGCCUCGGCCGGCAAGUCCGUUUCCAGAGGCGUGCUCAUCACCGACCGCUCUAUUCUACCCGGCGACCGCCACCAGGUCUCCCUGGUGACCGUCCCUCCGGCAGAGGCGGGACUUCCCGCCGUCAGGAUGGUGGAGUUGUCGCCUUCCACUAUGACGUGUGCGCCCGGAACAUAUUUGGUCCACCUCACCUGUCCGUCGCAACUGGGCUCCGCCUACGAAGACUUGUCGCCCGUGGUGAGCGGGAUGUUCCGCAGCGUAUGCUCUCCCGAGCGAGAUUCCCGUCCCGGCAUCCUGUGGGCAUUCUACUUCAACGCGGACGACGGCGGAAGCGAGGAAACGGACGCCGAGGGCUCGCCGUCUAACGUCUACGUGUGCUCGGGACCCGACGGCGAGCUGGGCCACGAGCGCGCCAUUAAACGGGCUGAGGCCAUCUUCCGCAAGAUUGUCCCCGACCAGGACUUCUGUCCUCCCGCGCCCAACCCCGAAGACAUCCUGUACGACGCCGGCGAAGACGUCGAGGCCGCCGACCAGCAACUUCAGGUCGAGGAGUGA